Ricinus communis (castor bean) is the source of this 1189-nucleotide messenger RNA. Its product is annotated as protein PLASTID REDOX INSENSITIVE 2, chloroplastic. The transcript is spliced from 3 exons. Bases 26 to 514 code for a protein of 162 amino acids. Gene Ontology annotation, biological process: regulation of gene expression. Lineage: Eukaryota; Viridiplantae; Streptophyta; Magnoliopsida; Malpighiales; Euphorbiaceae. The record is from RefSeq and is a predicted model, not a curated record.
ACUGCGACUUCAGUUUCCCCAAAAAAUGGCCCUUCUCUACAGUCUCCCUCUUCUUCUCUCUCCCGCCAAAUUAUCAAUCUCCAGCACUCUUAUCCUGCGGGCCCCUUCCCUCUCCUUCUCAAUCCUCCGUGCAAAACCCAUCUCAAGUAACACUGUUGGAGCCACCCCUUCUUUCCAGAAUUAUGUUUAUUCCGACCCAAUUCCAGAAUUCGCGCAAUCAGAGACGGAGAAGUUUAGGGCUGAAAUAUUGAAGAAACUGUCUAAGGACAAGCAAACAUUCGGUGGUGAUCUUGAUAAAGUAGUUGAUGUUUGCUCCGAGAUAUUCAGUGACUUCUUGCACAAGGAGUACGGAGGACCUGGAACAUUAUUGGUGGAGCCAUUCACUGAUAUGUUGAUUGCCCUCAAGGAGAAGAACUUGCCUGGAGCACCUUUGGCAGCCAGAGAAUCCUUAUUGUGGGCUCAAAACUAUGUUGAUCAGGACUGGGAAGCUUGGAACUCUAACCUACCUAAAUGAUUUUCCUUCCUUCGUUUUUUUUUUUUUUUUUGCUUUCUCAAAGAUUUUUCUACAAUCUCUUCAAACUCCUGAUCAUCAAUCACAAACGUGCAAAAUAUGAAGGAAAGAAGAUAUCAGUUGUAAAACAAUGUUAGAUCCAUUGCUGUUUUUGUAGCUUUACAGAUUUCUUAUUACUUGAAAAUGGUUCGAAACUGGUUGCUGUUUCUUGACAAUGAUUUUUGACAUCCGGUAACUCGUUCCUUCGAUGGAGUGGAUUUAUAUUGCUCCUUGUAAGGAAUCCAUGCCUAUGUAAACGGUGGAAGCAAAUCUACUUGUAUAUUUCAUGGGGGGCUGUUCAAGAUAUUGGAAAUUGAAAAUUAACACCAUCAACUUGCAGCCUCCGAGAUGCUCCGUAAUGUGGGGCGCCAUGAUUUUGACCUCAUUGCAGUCGAGUUGAUGGAUGGUGUCCUUGGCCGGUGUCUUUCUUGUUUUGUCGUCUGAAAUUGUUGAACAUUAUGACAAUGGUCAAUCUCUAUAGAGAAAAAUGAAAUACUUCCAAACAUGAAUAUUAAUUAUCUUUGUACGGUUGUUAGUUCUUCAGAACGGGCCAAAUGAAAUGGUAUCCGUUGCUUUUCUUCUUCUGGUUUAAUUUGUUUUGUUUUCUUUACUAUGAAACAAUAAUCUUUCUGUUUUUAA